CGCCAGUACUCCAAGCUCAUUUGAUUUCUCACUCUCUCACCUCCAAACCCCACCGCACUUUCGCAUCAGCAUGUCGUCGUCGUCGGCCGCCCAAUCCGUCGUCGAGCACAUAGUCCUCUUCAAGCUGAAAGACAACACCGACCCCUCCAAGGUCAACGCCUGGGUCGACGGCCUCAACGCCCUGAGCUCACUCGGCCUCACCCUCCACCUAACCGCCGGCGCCCUCCUCCGCAUCCGAUCCUCCCCCUUCGCCUUCACCCACCUCCUCCACAGCCGCUACAAAUCCAAGGACGACCUCGCCGCCUAUGCCGUCCAUCCCACCCACAUCAGCGUCGUCAAGGAAGGCCUCCCGUUUUGCGAUGACAUCAUGGCCGUUGACUGGAUUGCGGAUGGGCUGACAGGCCCGGUGGGCCUCUCUCCGGCAUCCGCGAUCCGCGUCACGGUUUUGAAGCUGAAGGAGUUGGGGGAGGCGGCAAAAGGUGAGGUUUUGGAGGCGAUUAAAGGGAUCAAGGGGAAGUUCGGCGAGGUGGGUCAGGUCACAAUCGGAGAGAACUUCUCGCCGGGCAGAGCCAAAGGGUAUUCGAUUGCGUCGGUGGCGGUUUUUAAGGGAGUGAAGGAGAUGGAGGAGGUGGAUUCCAAGGAGGAGCUGGCAAAGCCUGAGAAGGACAAGGUAACGGAGUAUUUGGAUAACGUGAUUGUUGUUGAUUAUGUGGUUCCGUCACCGCAAUCUGCAAGUGUCUGAACAUGUAUUAUCGGAUUCCGGUCAUUCAAAUUAUGCUUUGAAAUAAGGUUAUGCAAUUAUCAUGGUACACUCUUGUUUGUAUAUUACCAAUGUACACUCCUGUUUGUAUGUAUCAGCUAUGAAGUAUCAUAUUGUGAA
Molecule: messenger RNA, 880 nt
Organism: Fragaria vesca subsp. vesca
Lineage: Eukaryota; Viridiplantae; Streptophyta; Magnoliopsida; Rosales; Rosaceae
Exons: 1
Coding region: 71-742 (223 amino acids)
Source: RefSeq, a predicted model, not a curated record